Messenger RNA from Teleopsis dalmanni, 4877 nucleotides. RefSeq lists its product as uncharacterized. The coding region runs from base 101 to 4750 and encodes 1549 amino acids. Gene Ontology annotation, cellular component: extracellular region; basement membrane. The transcript has 7 exons. The record is from RefSeq and is a predicted model, not a curated record. Gene Ontology annotation, molecular function: serine-type endopeptidase inhibitor activity. Gene Ontology annotation, biological process: cell-matrix adhesion. Lineage: Eukaryota; Metazoa; Arthropoda; Insecta; Diptera; Diopsidae.
UUACAUAAACGCAGCAUUUGCUCUGCUUUUGGGCACAGCAUACAUUUUACUUGGUAUCCUGUUUUGUUAAUGCAAUUUUGGAAAUUGGCUUACAUCGAAUAUGGCACACUACGAUCAGAGAUGGUUGAAACUCUUCACGGUUAUUGCACUUAUCUUUGCAUGUGCAUUGACAACAGAAGUUGAAGCGAGACGCCGUUCCAAUGCUACACUCACAGCUUGUCAGCAUUUAAGACGAGCGGAAGCACGGCGCGCUAAAGCCUUGUCUGGUCCCUAUGGGUACACAGUGCGCAUACCACGUUGCAACAAAAAUGGCGACUUUGAGUCUAUACAAUGCAGCAAUGAGAAGACAAGUUCCGAUUGUUGGUGUGUUGAUGAAUAUGGUGUGGAAAUUCCUGGUACCUUUAAUGAAACGAAAUUAAAUGUUCAUUGCGAAGAACCUGAAAAUUGUCCAGCUUCUGCUUGUAGAAUGUUUUGUCAGUCUGGUUUUGCUAGAGAUCCAGAGACAGGUUGCAGCAUUUGCCGUUGUCGUGAUCCCUGUGAUGGCUUAGAAUGUCCAAAUGAUCAAACAUGUCAAGUUCAGGAGGUAAAAUGCAAAUCAGAACCAUGUCCUUCAGUACCGACGUGUAAGAAAGCACGUUCUAUUGCUAAUUACUGUCCUGCUGGUAUGCCUUUAGCUAUAGAGGAUAGUAUACGACCUUUCUUAUGUGGACUUGAAGCUGGUAAGCCACAGUGUCCACCUCUCUAUAAAUGUGUAGUCGAAACUGGAAAUGAUUAUGGAGUUUGUUGUCCAAACGCCUUGAAUUUCCAAAAGCCCGGUGUUUGCCCUGCUACUGAUAAAAUAGAAUAUAGUGAACGUACUGGUUACAUGUGUGGAUCACCUUGUACCCAUGAUCUCGAAUGUCCACAUAUGGAAAAGUGUUGCUUUACUAAAGGAUGCCAAUUUAAUUGUCAGAAACCGCACAAUGUAACCACAUGCAAUCAAGCACGAGCUCUCUCCGAUUUGUUAGCUAUAAACGAACGUGAAGGCCGUGGCUAUGCACCUGAAUGCAAUGAUGCAAAUGGUAUGUUUUCACCAAGGCAAUGCUCUCGUAAUGGUUUAGUUUGCUGGUGUGUAGAUCCACGGACUGGACAUAAAAUCGAAGGUUCUAUGGGAGCAGCAAAUAAUGUGAACUGCGAUGGCUGGGAAAAUAUGAUUAGUAGAUCUGUGGGACGUAGUUUUAGCACAGAGCAAUGUGAUACAAAUAUAUGUGCUGCAGUAUGUGAGUAUGGAUUUAAGAAUGACCAUAAUGGCUGUCCCACAUGCGAAUGUGCUGAACCCUGCGAAGGAUUUAAGUGUGCCAUGGGUUCCCAUUGUGAAGUAGCCACUGAUCCACUUUGUCAAUCUGGUUCGGCAUUAUGUGCAUCUUGGCCGGUAUGUAAGCCUGACCUAGCUUACACUAAUCCCUGUGAAAUUGGCACUCCUCUAUCUGAUAAUGCAACCGGGGAAGUAAUGUACUGUUUCGAUGAACGUCAAUCACGUACCUUCCAGCCAGCUGCUUUCUUCGAGCCUGAACCCGAAUCAAAACAGGCGCGUUCUAUGACAAAUCGUAUUAUGUGUCCAGAGAACUACAAGUGCACUAAAUUGCAUCGCGAAGCAGAAAGUAUUUGUUGUCCAUUGCCGGAAGUAACUAAAGUCGAAGAACAACUUUCCCAACAUCAGCAAACCAUGUGUGAAUAUCUGCGCGAUUUUUCUGAACGCAUGGAAGGCACAGAGGAAGGAAUGCAAUUAGCCGUACCGCCGCCUCAUUGCACUGAUGAUGGCAGCUACAAGGAACAACAGUGUGCUAUGCGCAAAAUUAAAGUAACACGUGCAGAACAACGUAAAAUAUUGGAGGAAAAUACAAUCCGUCGGAUGCGUAUGUUACUCGACAGUAUAUCUACUAAUGCACCUCGUUCUAAACGAGAUGUUGCAGACCGCUUGAAGCUUUAUCGAGUUAGUGAUGAUGUUUUGAAGGUACAAGCAGCUGCUCCAGUCAUGACGCGUAGUGCCAAGGUUAUUGAUAUGGGUAGUAAUCGGCAACAACAUCUUGGCGAGCUGUUUGAAAUCGAUUUUAAGAAACAACAGCCAGCAGCAAAGAAGCCAUUGAACGAUAACGAAUUAAUUGAAAUGGAUGUAGAGGAAUGCUGGUGUGUAGAUAGUUUUGGUACAGAAAUUCCGCGUUCACGUAGCUUUAAUGUAUCGAAUGAAAUGUGUGUGCAAUUAAGAGAGCAAAUAGAUUGUUUAGACUUAACAUGUCGCAUGGGUUGCGAGUAUGGCUUUCAAAUAGACCCCAACACACGUUGUCCUGCCUGCCAAUGUCGUGACCCUUGCGAUGGUGUCACUUGUGGUGAUGGCAAAGAAUGUCGUAUUGUAGAUGUUUCAUGUGACGAAGAAUACUGUCCACCAGUGCCAGCGUGUUUGCCACGAAAACCUGGUCAAUGUCCUUAUUUGGUACCACCCGGAUCUGACUUAGAUACAAAUACAUGUGCGUAUGAAUGUCGCACCGAUGCACACUGUGAAGGUAGUCAGCGUUGCUGUUCGAAUGGUUGUGGCACACAAUGCGUGCAGCCACAAAUGAAAACUGCUUGCCAGCAUCUGCAGGGCAUACAAAUUCAUCAGUCCUCGGAAUUGGGCAUACCAGCAAUGAAGAUGCAUAUAGCACAAUGCGAUCCGAUUACAGGAAAAUGGGAAGAGGUGCAGUGUGCACCCGAUGGGUAUUGUUGGUGCGUAACAGAGAAAGGACAAGAAAUAAGUGGAACUCGGAUUAAGGGUAGUAAACCCAUUUGCAAAAUCAAUUCAGCAUUUAAAUGUGAAAUAUUAAACUGUGAAUCGGAAUGCGAGUCUGGGUAUCGCGUAGAUGAGAAUGGCUGUCAAACUUGCGAAUGUCGCGAUUAUUGCAACGAAAUCAAUUGCUCCAGUGAUGAGGAAUGUCAGCUCAUUAAUAUAGAAUGUGUUGAUGCUCCUUGUCCUAAAAUGCCAAUUUGUGUACCUAAACGAGACUCAAUAUGUCCCGAAGGCAACCCGCUUAAACAGGGAGAUACUGAAGUUAGUUGCGGACCACAUAACGAAAAUGAAAUAUGUCCAACAACGCAUACCUGUCAGUUGAAUCCAGUUAGUAAUCGAGGUGUUUGCUGUACGAAAACUAGGGAUGUUUGCUUUGAAUCAAUGGAUAAUAUCUGUUUAUCCACCGGCACUUCUUUACGUAAUUCAACGAGAUAUCGUUUUAGUCCAAAAGCAAAUAAAUGUAUCGCUGUUGAUAUAGAUCUUGACGUAAGUCUCUGUCAGACCAAAAACUUAUUCCACAAUAAACUAGCUUGCAACUCCGUUUGUCCUGUGCUAACGCAAUGCGAACGUCUUAAGUUGAAAAAUCGUCUCGCAGCACAACGAACUGGACACAGCUCAGUAUGGUUCCAACCGAGUUGUGAUCCUGUAACCGGCAAUUGGAGUCCUGUUCAAUGUUUAGGUAAACAACCGGCAUUGGACUCACCGCUACAGAAGCAUCAUGUAGAAGGUAUGAGUCGUGCGUUUGGUAGUGAAAGAAAUGUGACAAUAAUGUCAGAUAUACAAUCACCGUACGGCGUUUGUUGGUGCGCAGAUAAGAAAGGUGCUCCACUUAAAGGUACACUUACACGCGAUAUUGAACCAACCUGCAAUAGUCGACAAGGAAGAGCACAACGUGAGUACACUGAAGGUGAACGAUUAAUGGAAGAUCUUAUUACACAUAUGACGAGUAUAGAUGAGAUAGACAAUGUCCUCGAUUUAGUUGAAGCAUCGAGAGAAGCACAACAAGAAGAGCGUGAAAAAGCUGCCAGAAGUAAGCAUUUGGAACCCGAUAAUGAAGCUGUAGAAAGUACUAAGGAAAGCAUAGCAGUAACAGAACGUGUGUUAGAGUUAUCUAACUCGUUACUAGACUCAAAAUUGAGUGUUGAAACUAUGAAACCCUUACAAGUAAACUCCACACGUUGCCAUGAAUUUGCUAAAACUGCUACAUAUCCAAUUACUUGUGACGAUCAAGGUGGCUUCAUGCCAACACAAUGUGACGAUACUUUAUGCUGGUGUGUUGACGAAGCUGGUAAUCCGUUAAAUACAACCUCCACAUUUCCGAAAGGUCGUGGUCGUUGUUUAAAAACGCCAAUCCACUCGGUAGAUGUAGAGCUACAUAUGCAUAAAGAAACCGAGGAAAAUCCACGUGAUCUCUACGAAAAAGUUCGUGCCGAACUAAUAGAAAUGUUAGGCACAAAAAUGGAAAAUCUGCGAGUACAUGAAAAUGUUGAAGGUAAGUCUGUGGUACGAUUUCAACUGAACGAUGGCAACAAACUACAUGUGGCGCACUCUCUGGAAUCAGCCAUCGCCUCAGGAAAUUUUCAUUUAGUUGGUGGACACUUACAAACUAAUAGUAAUAAUUCACACUUCACGUAUCAUAGUAGAGUUUCAAUGGUUGGGACACCUAUUUUGUCAACAGAAAAUAAUAUGCAAUAUAUUAUUUUUAUCUUGGCGACUGGUGUUGCAUUCUUGGUUAGCGUCUCCAUUGUUUACCUGAUGCUUAAACGAGGAAGUCACAUGGCUUUCGUUAACUAUAUGUAUCCAAUACGUCCAAUCAAAAGCAUUAAGAGUAGUAAGAGCAAAGCAAUUGAAUUUGCAACACCGAUUUUCGUGUUUGAUGCUCAAAAAGGAAAUGAUAGUUCCAAAUCGAAUGUAGAGACAAAGGAGUUACCACCAUCGGUUCCAUAAUAUAGCUUUAUUAAGGUUUUUGCGAUCUUAGAUAUAUAUAAUUACUUGAGUAGGAAAAUCUGUAAUGUUGGCAGAAGAUUAUGUUAGAUUUAUUUGUAGUCAAGAUUGCUUCAAUCAUAAGUUUAGC